AUGGCUGAAGCAACAAGGUUUCAGAGUUCAAUUCGUGAAGCGGAGGAGCGAAUCAUGGCAGCGAUGGAUCCUUGCAUCGCCCGCCACAUGCGUGAACUGGAACUUCGGUUCGAGACGCAAUUCAAUGGUUUCCAGGAAGCUAUGCGUGGAAUUGGUUUGCAGGUCACCGACUUGGCUUCUGCACGACGUAGCAGAACACCAGGCGAUGGAGAUCACAGGAUGCCAACUCGCCUCACGAGGUUGGAUUUUCCGAAAUUCAGCAAGGACGAUGUCGAUUCUUGGAUCGCUAAGUGCGAGAGGUUUUUUGCGUUGGAUGGCACUCCUGAAGGCGAGCGUGUCGCUGUUGCCAGUAUCGCCAUGGACGAGAGCUCGUUCAGGUGGUUUCAGGGAUUGGAGCAAGGUACGGUGGGAAGAGUGACUUGGCCGGAGUUUGCGGCGGCGCUGCGAACACGAUUUGGGGUUGAAUUUGAGUCGCCGAUGGAGGAGCUCAAACGAUUGGUGCAACAGGGAAAUCUUGAGGAAUAUCAUGAAGCUUUUGACAAUCUUGCAUGUAGAACAGAGCUUUCUGAGUCGUUGAAGCUUCAGUGUUAUCUUGGAGGCCUCAAUCCUGAGCUAUGUACUGGGGUGAAGAUGUUUGGUCCUCGCACUCUGCUGGAAGCAAUGAGAAUUGCUAAAUUGCAAGAGAGAAGUUUGGAAUUGUUGCAUAAGAAAUCUAAUUCAGUGACCAAAACCUACAGCAAUUGGAGUGAAAGGAAGGGAGUAGCACCUGUAACAGUGGAGAAGAAGGCGAUUGAGAGGAAAACUGUUGGGGAAAACAACCAGAAAGGUAUUCUGGGCAAGCCAAAUUACACAUUCCAGAAGAAACUCACUCCUAAGGAGAUGGAUGAACAUCGUACUCAGAAUCUGUGCUUCUUUUGCCAUGAAAAGUACACUCCAGGGCAUGAUUGUCCCCAAAGAAAGAAGUCUCAGGUCUUCUUUAUGGCAGUAGAUGGUCUUGAGUCAGAAGAGCUUUUGGAGGAGGUGGAACAAGAAUCUCGACUUGAGGUAAAUGUUCCUAAAGUCUCUCUUAAUGCUUUGCAUGGUGAUUCAAUUUCUUUAGAUGCUUUGGAUGGUGAUUCAGAAUAUCCUAUGAUGAGAUUGACUGGUUGGCUAGGCAAGAAGAGAAUUUUUGUGUUGAUAGAUACAGGAAGUACACACAAUUUUAUUAACCAAAAAUUAUGCCAUGAGGGGUUGAGCAAGAUUAAGUGUUUGCAACCAGUAAAAAUAACAGUGGCAGAUGGGGGAAUCAUACAAGGCACUGGUUGGUGUGAGGGAAUUUCAUGGAAAAUGCAGGGUUACACUUUUACUGAUAAUGCAAUUGCUAUUCCUCUAAGUAGUUGUGACCUCAUUUUGGGUAUGCAAUGGCUUAGACAAAGGGGCAAAAUAUCAUGGGAUUUUACCAACUUGAUUAUGGAGUUUGCUAUGGGAACAGAGAUGGUCAGAUUGCAGGCCAUGGAGGAAAAAGAGAACAAGUUGGUCACUGCUGCCAAACUACACCAUAUGGUUGGGGAAGAUAAGUUUAGCUUCCUACUACAGAUUCUUCCUUGUUUUCAGGAAGUGGCUUGCUGUACCAUCAAGGCCACUGAAUCAGGGGAUUCUGGACUAUCUUCAGAAGGAGGGAAUGAGGAGUUGCAGGCUCAUAAAGAAGCAAUUUUGCAGGACUACAGUGAUGUGUUUGAGGAACCUGCUCAGCUGCCACCUUUUAGGGGCAUUCAUGAUCAUAAGAUCAUCCUUAAAGAGGGGUCAAAUCCUGUCUCUCUCAGGCCAUAUAGAUAUCCCCCUGCACAGAAAGAUGUCAUUGACAAAAUGGUGAAGGAACUGCUGGAAUCAGGGGUCAUUCAGCCUAGCUCUUCUCCUUUUGCCUCACCAAUUGUCUUGGUCAAAAAGAAGGAUGGAAGUUGGAGGAUGUGUGUAGAUUACAGAAAACUUAAUGACAUGACUGUGAAGGCAAAGUUCCCAAUCCCAUUGGUGGAAGAUUUAUUGGAUGAACUGGGUGGAGCUAAAAUUUUUUCUAAGCUGGACCUAAGAGCUGGCUAUCAUCAAUUGAGGAUGAGGCCUGAGGAUGUGGAGAAAACAGCUUUCCAAACACAUUCAGGGCAAUAUGAGUAUGUUGUUAUGCCCUUUGGACUCACAAAUGCUCCUUCAACGUUCCAAGGAGCUAUGAAUGCUAUCUUUGCUCCAUUUCUAAGAAAGAGUGUGCUCAUAUUUUUUGAUGAUAUCUUAGUGUAUAGUGCUACAGUUGAGGCUCAUUUGCAGCAUCUAAGAGAGGUGUUUGCUGUCCUUAGGAAGCAUUCCUUUUAUGUCAAAAGGAGCAAAUGUGCUUUCUUUACUCCUGUGAUUGAGUACUUAGGCCAUUUUAUUUCAGCCUCAGGGGUUUCUACAGAUUCCACAAAGAUCAAAGAUAUUCAGGAUUGGCCAGAACCUGUGACUAUUAAGCAGCUGAGAGGGUUUUUAGGGCUUACAGGCUACUAUAGAAGAUUUAUCAAAGGGUAUAGCAUUCUGGCUUCCCCAUUGACAGAUCUUUUGAGGAAAGAUGGUUUCCAUUGGUCAGCUGCAGCAUCAGCAGCUUUUCUCCAGCUCAAAAAUGCUUUGGUCCAAGCUCCUGUGCUUGCUAUUCCAGAUUUGCAGAAGCCUUUUACAGUGGAAACUGAUGCUUCUAGUACUGGAAUUGGUGUUGUUCUUCUACAGGACAAGCAUCCCGUGGCCUUUAUUAGUAAGGUCCUAUCCCCCAGAAAUAGACUCUUAUCAGUUUAUGAUAGAGAGCUAUUGGCUUUGGUCCAUGCAGUUACUAAAUGGCACCAGUAUUUGGCUAUUCAGCAGUUUACUAUUCUUACUGAUCAGCAAAGUUUGAAGUUUUUGUUGGAGCAGAGAUUAUCCACACCAGCUCAAUACAGAUGGGUCACUAAGUUGAUGGGCUUGUCUUAUGUGAUUCAGUACAAAAGGGGUAAAGAGAAUGUGGUGGCUGAUGCUCUCUCUCGAGCUUCACAUGGAGAGUUGUUCCAGCUCUCAGUUUCUUCCAUUUCCUCAGAAUUAUGGGGUUUACUCACUCAAGCUUAUGCAGCUGAUGAGGCUCUACAGCAGCUCAUCUCUCAAGUCCUAGCCCAACCUCAACUACAUGCUCACUAUUCUGUAGUGGAUGGUUUCUUGUUUAGGAAACAUAGGUUGAUGAUUCCUAAUAAUUCUCAAGUCAGAACAUUGAUUUUGGAAUGGCUGCAUUCUUCUCAUCAGGGUGGGCACUCUGGUAUAAGGGCUACUGUUGUUAGGAUUAAGUCCUUAUUUUUUCUGGAAAGGACUCAGUAA
Messenger RNA from Lotus japonicus, 3339 nucleotides. RefSeq lists its product as uncharacterized. The transcript has a single exon. NCBI's taxonomy places the organism in Eukaryota, Viridiplantae, Streptophyta, Magnoliopsida, Fabales, Fabaceae. The record is from RefSeq and is a predicted model, not a curated record. Bases 1 to 3339 code for a protein of 1112 amino acids.